AUGGACCUCGCCAUUCGUGUCAACGUACGCUACGCUGCCCCCGUCAACUCACAGAUAAAAGACGCUUUACUGCUAUUUAAGAGCGCGCGCUGGGUGCAUUCAAUCAUUCGCUACAUUAUCCCACAGCUUAACAACGUAUCGCCUGCUGCGAUACACCUCCUAGAGACGAUUAAAAAUAAGCCAGCAGAUGUCCGGCAGCAUAAGAACGGAGAGAGAGCAGUCUGUGUCGUGUGCAUGGAGGCGCUUGUAUCACCUUGUGCUGAAUUGCCAACAUGCUGCCAUCAAUUUCAUGAGCGUUGUAUUGAGCCCUGGCUUAAGAUGCACAGCACCUGCCCCACGUGUCGGCACCAAUUGCCUACUGAUGCCCACACAAGCUACAGUGUCUACGCUAUCAAUACUACUAUUGUCUUACAGCAGUCUCAAUCCAACAUGCCUGCAGCCGAAUUGCUCGAUCUAUCGGCGAGCAACCAGGUUAUUCAAGCUAUUGUGAACGCACGUGUAAGACGAAAUGCAGCUUCAACGUCAGCAAUUGACUCAUUCAUGCGCAGACCGAGCGACAUUUCAACAGAAGUACCCGUUUUGAACGCAAGUGUCUUGCAACACAGCUCCAGGAUGACCGCAUCACUACCUCCUUGUAUCACUGAACCUGUUGUGCCAGUCAUUCACCGAAACGCAUCACGUCGCCGUUUUCGAGAGCAGGAUGCCAUUCGAGCGAUCGGCAAGCGACGACGACUGAGUGGACACGAUAUUGCAACCUCGUGA
Molecule: messenger RNA, 762 nt
Organism: Plasmopara halstedii
Lineage: Eukaryota; Oomycota; Peronosporomycetes; Peronosporales; Peronosporaceae
Exons: 1
Coding region: 1-762 (253 amino acids)
Biological process (GO): protein ubiquitination
Cellular component (GO): cytoplasm
Molecular function (GO): ubiquitin protein ligase activity
Source: RefSeq, a predicted model, not a curated record